UGAGCGGCACUCGACAAACCUAAAAAAGUUGCAGACCGUUGCAACAUCGUAUGUGGGUAGUUUUGUUAUCCAGUCCAAGCCCCACAUGCUGGUGUCCCGCAGAGUUCUCAAUCGAGCGAUUUUCCUGCGGUGUGUUGUGCUCUGGACCAGGAUUUGUGGGUACCUUCUAGUAUUGCUGCGAUUUGCGUCAGCAGAUUUCGCAGUGUUACUGCUCGCGUCUUCGGAGAUUGUGCGUCGGUACUUUGUUCAGGGAGACGUUCGUGGUUUCGGGGUGUUGUAAGGGAAGGGAAGUCAAGAUGAACGACAUUGAGGUUUCGAAGCAGGUCCAGCAGAUGGUGCAGUUCAUCCGCCAGGAAGCAGAGGAGAAGGCCAACGAGAUCUCUGUAUCUGCUGAAGAGGAGUUCAACAUUGAGAAGCUACAGAUCGUGGAAACUGAAAAGAAGAAAAUUCGACAGGAGUUCGAGCGGAAGGAGAAGCAAGUGGAAGUCCGCCGUAAAAUUGAGUACUCGACGCAAUUGAAUGCUUCUCGGCUAAAGUUGCUUCAAGCUCAGGAUGACUUGGUUCGCAAGAUGAAAGAAGCGGCCGAGAAGCAGCUGCAGAAGGUUGGGUCCAGUGACAAUGAGGAAUACCCCAAACUUCUGGAAGCGCUCAUUAUCCAGGGAUUGUUGAGGCUGAAGGAGCAGUCAACACAGCUACGAUGCCGUGAGCAAGACCUCGAGAUAGUGCAGUCAGUGAUUGAAUCAGCGAAACAGGCGUAUGCAGAGAAACUAAAUGUUGAUGUGCCAGAGGUGUUUGUGGACGACGAGCAUUUUCUUCCCGGGCCACCAGGAUCAUCGAACCAUGGUUCAUCUUGUACAGGAGGAGUGGUGUUGGCUACCAAGGAUGGGCGCAUUGUAUUGGAGAACACUCUAGAUGCACGCUUGGAAGUUGUAUUCAAGCAGCAGCUGCCUGAGAUCCGAAAGCGACUCUUCCCUUCAGGCGGACAAGCUGGUGCUUAGGCAUGUCUGUUUUUCUAUAAAUGCUCGAGUUUGUUCUCUCCAGCUAGCCGGUGGUUGGCUUUCGCCAUUCCUGCAGCAGAAUAAUCUUGUAAUCUUAUAUAUUUUAUAUCAUUUCUGCCCCGUCAAUGUGUUUGUAACCUCAAUGUAUGUAUGUAAAGUUUUUUAGAUAACUCUAAAAUGCCAUGUGUAUACGUAAUAUACACCUUGUUA
Messenger RNA from Physcomitrium patens, 1208 nucleotides. Its product is annotated as V-type proton ATPase subunit E. The record is from RefSeq and is a predicted model, not a curated record. Gene Ontology annotation, cellular component: proton-transporting two-sector ATPase complex, catalytic domain. Gene Ontology annotation, molecular function: proton-transporting ATPase activity, rotational mechanism. Lineage: Eukaryota; Viridiplantae; Streptophyta; Bryopsida; Funariales; Funariaceae. Gene Ontology annotation, biological process: proton transmembrane transport.